AUGUCGCACAUGACGAAUCCGCUGGCGACGCCAGACCGAUUAUUCCAGCGACGAUCUUUCGGCGCUCUGCCUCUUGAACUCCAAGACACCAUCUUCUUUGCAACACAAUGCCUCACCCAAGCCGCCGGCAUCCUCCUCCAACUCCCCCAAUCUGUGACAGCCCAGGCCAAUGUCUUGCUUGCACGGUACUGGCUCGUAGAGCCACUUAUGGCUCAUGAAUUUAGCGACGUCUCCGCCGCCACCCUCUACCUCACAGCGAAGUGCUCCCCUCACCCACGGUCCCCACGAGACCUCUCCAACGUCUACGCCUACCUCCUCUCCGCGUCAUCCACCUUCUUCUCCCCGCCGACCGCCCCCAAUAACAACAAUAACAACAAUCCAUCCGCCUACUACGUCUCCGAAACAGCCUACCAAGCCUUCCACACCCGCCUUCUCGCCCUCGAAGGCCGCGUGCUCUACGCCCUCUCCUUCGACACCCACGUCGCGCUACCGCAUCCGCUGGCGGUAACCUACCUGCAGGCUCUCGAGUUCCUGCACGUGCCAAAGGAGACGAUAGGCGGGAAGGCCGUGCAGUAUCUAAACGCGGCGCUGCUGUCGCCCCAGAUGCUGUACCUUACGAGCCAGCCUAACACGCUGGCGGUGGCGGCGAUAUAUAAUGCUGCAAGGGAUGUCGGAGCCAAGAUGCCUGAGUGUGAGUGGUGGGAGGUGUUUGAUGUCGAGAGGGAGGAAUUAGGGUUUUUGGUCGUAGGGAUGAGGAGUGUUGAAGGGUGGGGGAGGAAGCUCAGGGAGGAUAUGAAGGCGAUGGGGGUCGAAAGGGGAAUGAUUAUGAGGAAGCAUGUUGAGGCGGAGCUGAGCAGGAGGGGGUUGGGGGUGAGGAUUGGGAAUAAGGUUGAUGCGGAGGAGGAGGCGGCGAGGAUGAUGGAUGAGAAGAUGGAGGCUAUGGAGGUAGCUGGAUGA
Messenger RNA from Parathielavia appendiculata, 957 nucleotides. RefSeq lists its product as uncharacterized. Gene Ontology annotation, cellular component: nucleus. The transcript is spliced from 2 exons. The record is from RefSeq and is a predicted model, not a curated record. Bases 1 to 957 code for a protein of 318 amino acids. Gene Ontology annotation, biological process: regulation of transcription by RNA polymerase II. Gene Ontology annotation, molecular function: cyclin-dependent protein serine/threonine kinase regulator activity. Lineage: Eukaryota; Fungi; Ascomycota; Sordariomycetes; Sordariales; Chaetomiaceae.